Molecule: messenger RNA, 1487 nt
Organism: Carya illinoinensis
Lineage: Eukaryota; Viridiplantae; Streptophyta; Magnoliopsida; Fagales; Juglandaceae
Product: probable serine/threonine-protein kinase PBL2
Exons: 6
Coding region: 215-1378 (387 amino acids)
Biological process (GO): protein phosphorylation
Molecular function (GO): ATP binding; protein kinase activity
Source: RefSeq, a predicted model, not a curated record
CAACCGGAAACGACUUUCUUCUGUUUGACCAAGAGGCAAGAAGCAGAAGGAAGGAAGAGAAGCCACCAUUGUCGACGCCCCCAUCAAAAAAUAUGAAAGGCCUUGCUACUGUUUCUUUGACCUUUGCGUCUUGCGCUUAUCCCUCCCUGUCUAUUUCUCUUGCCUUCGUUUUCUCUACGGGACUUGGAGACUGCUCCGUCUCCCUCAAUCUACAAUGGGAAACUGCUUCCGAAAACCCGCAAAGUGUGCUCAUGCUUCGUCUUCCAUUUUUUCCGGAAAUGAAAAGCCUACUCGUAAGGCAAAGCAGGAUUCGACAACUUCCAGUGAGCAAACACCUUUGGGAAAUUCGAGCACAUCCUUUAUAAUAUCCAAGGCUGAUACAUCUCUCAACGGCCAUCCCAAGUCCUUUGUAUUUAGUGAUCUCAAGAAUGCAACCAAGAGUUUCCGCCCAGAAAAUUUACUUGGAGAGGGAGGGUUCGGGUCCGUCUUUAAAGGAUGGAUUGAUGAGAACACUUUCGCUCCCGCUAAACCAGGAACUGGGAUAGUAGUUGCAAUAAAGAGACUCAAGCCAGAGAGCUUUCAAGGCCACAAGGAAUGGCUAGCAGAAGUUAACUAUCUAGGGCAGCUUCACCAUGAAAAUCUCGUGAAGCUCAUUGGUUACUGUUCAGAGUCUGAGAACAGGCUCCUUGUAUACGAGUUUAUGCCUAAAGGAAGCUUGGAGAAUCAUUUAUUUAGAAAAGGAGUUCAACCUAUUGCUUGGGCUACACGAAUGAAUAUUGCAGUUGGUGUUGCACGAGGAUUGGCCUUCUUGCAUAGUUUAGAUGCCAAUGUAAUCUUCCGUGAUUUAAAGGCUUCGAACAUUCUACUUGACUCGGAUUUCAAUGCAAAGCUUUCAGAUUUUGGUUUAGCAAGGGAUGGACCAACAGGAGAUAAUACCCAUGUUUCGACCAGAGUUGUGGGAACCCAAGGAUAUGCUGCCCCAGAAUACGUAGCCACAGGUCACUUGACUCCAAAGAGUGAUGUUUACAGCUUUGGCGUCGUCUUAUUAGAGUUACUGUCAGGAAAACGGGCUAUGGAUGAUGAUAGAGCUGGAUUUGUAGAAGAAACCUUGGUGGAUUGGGCGAAACCAUUUUUGAGUGACAGCAGACGAGUUUUGAGGAUUAUGGAUACCAGGUUGGGGGGUCAGUACUCCAAGAAAGGGGCCCAAGCUGCAGCUGCACUUGCAUUACAAUGCCUUCACACAGAUCCCAAGAAUAGGCCUUCUAUGGUUGAUGUUCUAUCCAACUUGGAACGACUCCCCUCAUCGAAUGUUGUUUCCAGGAGCGCCCAAGCUAAGGUUGAUCAUCACAGGGUCAAGCAUUUGAGUCACACCCACUAGACAACAAUUGAACUCAAACAAACUAUGUAUGCAUGCAGAUAGCCACUUGGUUCUUUUGUUUCCUUCAAAUAAAUAAAUAAAUAAAAUUGGAAGGCUCAUUGUUAGAGAA